AUGACUAUCUACCAGCCUUCCAGCAAACUUUUUUACAUGUUCCAGAAGAUUUUACUGUUAUCAGAUGGUAGAAGCCUGUACUUUGGGAAGGGAGAAAAUGUUAUGAAUUACUUCUCCAGCAUCGGUUAUGCUCCAUCUGUAGCUACGGAUCCAACUGAUUUCUUACUUGAUCUUGCAAAUGGCUUUCCCUGGUGGCAGUCUGGAGCUGAUCAAAUGCAUGACCGGCUAGUCUUGCCAACCCUUUUUGUCACCAUUACUUGUUGGAUGGGAGGGCUAAAAGUGAAUGCUUCAAUUUUCUUUCAAACUCUAGCUGUUGCUCUUCUCUAUGCUUUGGUAUCACAAGGCUUUGGCCUUGCUAUUGGAGCAUUGCUGAUAAAUAAUCAAAAAGUGGCUGUUGUAAGAAAAAAUAGAGAAAAACACAGUACAGAAGAGAAGAGAACUAAUUGA
Glycine soja is the source of this 447-nucleotide messenger RNA. Its product is annotated as protein scarlet-like. The coding region runs from base 1 to 447 and encodes 148 amino acids. Gene Ontology annotation, cellular component: membrane. The record is from RefSeq and is a predicted model, not a curated record. The transcript has 3 exons. Gene Ontology annotation, molecular function: ABC-type transporter activity. Lineage: Eukaryota; Viridiplantae; Streptophyta; Magnoliopsida; Fabales; Fabaceae.